Molecule: messenger RNA, 1554 nt
Organism: Caenorhabditis briggsae
Lineage: Eukaryota; Metazoa; Nematoda; Chromadorea; Rhabditida; Rhabditidae
Exons: 8
Coding region: 1-1554 (517 amino acids)
Biological process (GO): sensory perception of chemical stimulus
Cellular component (GO): membrane
Source: RefSeq, a predicted model, not a curated record
AUGAUCAUUCUUAUCAUGUUCGCGUACAUCGAGAUUGUCAUAGUUCUACUGGCACUACUAUCGAAUACCCUAUUCACUUUCAUGAUACAUCAGGCUUCUAGUCUUCAUUUUAAUUGCAGAAAUCUCUUGUUCUCAUUCGCAUUCUCUAUGUACCUCUUGACGGUAUCUCAUGGGUUAACAGUUUUUGAGUUUUUGUAUGAAGGCAAAACAUACGAAUAUGUAUAUUUUGUGUCUCCAAGAGGGAUAGCUUGGAGAAUAGUACACGAGAUUGGUUAUGCAUUUCAAUCGUUCUCGUUGUUGUUAUUUUCAAUCGAGCGUCUUGUGGCGUGCAUUUGUCCAGCAAGUUAUAGUAAACUUGAGAUUAAAAUACUCUUCUUGAUUCUAACCCUGAUAUCACUAGGGAUAUCAACAGCUUUCUCAUUAUUCAUUCAUAUGGGCGGCGAGAUGUUUUUGACGACGGUUUCAAUGGAUGUCGUGGAUGUUUUGGGAUGCUUGAUCCUCCUCGUUGCCUGGAAGCGGUCCCUUCUCCGCUACCGUAACACCGUCGGCAUUUUCAACCUUGAACAAAGAUUUCAACUAUCUGAAGUCUACACAUGGACCCGUCAUUUAAUCCCCGCCGUUUUGUUAGCAAGCAUGUCGAAAAUCAUCGUUAUAGUACUCAUUUGGAUUCUGAUUACUGGGAACUAUACCGGAAACGAUGCAGCGUUAUGGGUCAUUUUAUACAACAAUGUUCUGAAUGUCUACACACUGGUCUUGCCAUUUGUGAUACUUUUCAAGCAUCAGAAGAUUCGAGAAAGAUUUAUAAAUAAAGAUUUUGAAAGUUCCAGCCCUUUCCUGUUGCUUUUUACGGUUUCUCUGUUUUUUCUAGCCCUGACGCAUGGGUUUCAAACUUUUGAAUUUUUGAUUGGAAUCCGUCCAGAGGAUUCGACCAGCUACAAGGAUUCCAUAAGGAUGUUCGUUUGGAGUUUAAUUCAUGAGUUUGCAUUUGCAUUGCAUACACUCUCACUUUUUGCUUUUUCAGUGGAACGCUACAUCACCGCGAAAAUCCCGAUUGCCCAAAACUUGCGGAACCGAACCUUUUCUAUUAUAAUCGCAAUCAUCAUUUCUAUCCUUUCAAUGAUCUAUGCUCAAGCUAUUCAUCUCGUAAACUUUCACAUCACGCUGAUCACCUGUUUGACCAUUGUUGAUAUGUUUGCGUUGGUGAUUCUUGUACUUUCCUCAAAGAUUUCAUUCAAACAAUAUAGGAACACAGCCGGGAAAGCGACUCUGGAGCAGAGAUUUCAGAUCUCUGACGUCUACAUCUGGACCCAAGCGCUGAUUCCUGCUGCUUGUUUGGCGUUCCUUCUGAAGUUCAUCUACGUCAUUGUGAUUUGGGUGCUUCAAAUUGUGGAGGAUAAUAUGGCAUAUCAAAUUAGUGUCAGUCACUUUUUUCAAAGUGUAAUGGAUCUUUUCACUUGUGGAAUACCAUUUUUGGUCAGCGCCAAUCAUAGGAGACUGAAUAAAUCGGUGGGUCUUUUUCGCAACAUUUUGCGGACAAUGGUUUCUGUUGACUAA